CAAUUCUUUUGUGCCGUCUCAAUGACUAUUCAACAGUUGGAUAUGGAUAGGCCUCUCUUUUUCUAAAGCUUCCCCACUGUUUAAUUGGGCUAAAAUUGGUCCGCUUGUGUUCCAGAGAGUCGGGAGCCCUCAGGCCAUCAAUACAUCAUCUCAGCACGACGCCUGUGAUUAACUGCUCGUUUUUCUCAAUAUCCUCUUGAUGUCUUUCAGCGGAGCGUCCCGGCCAAUGGGAGCGAGGCUCUGGUCGGGUCACGUGGUCAAAGCAAAACAGUGAUUGGCACAUUCCGGGAAGGGGGCGGGACUUCAGCUUGCAUAUAAUAAGUGAGAAGAAGGCUGUCAGAAGAAAAAAAAUAAAUAAAUAAGACCAACAAUUUCAAAAAAGGAAAAAGUAGAAGAAGAAGUAGGAGAGCCGUGGAAAAAGCGCAGUGAAGGAGUAUCUACAGGAGAUCCACAUGCUGAAGCACCGCGACGCGACGCCCUAGGAGCCCGACAUGACUUCUCCUAAGGGUACCGUGAACUUCGAAUCGUCGUCUCGCGACAAAACGGACUCGGAGGGUGAGGAGAGCAGGCCGAAGGAGGCGCCGCUGAGCGCCGCGGACAAGAGCAAAGCGAGCCGCCACCCGUUCAGCGUCGAGUCGCUUAUCUCCAAGAAGAGCACCUGCAGGAGCCCAUAUUCUCCUCCUGCGCCUUUCCCAGAGCACCUGGCUCAGUACCCCCAGAGGACUUACUUCCCCCAGAAAAGUCACGUUUCAGCGGAAACUUUCCCCCAUGUGUCGGACUGCAUGAACGACGAGAGCGAAGACUCGAGUGAUAAAGAGCAGAGCACUUGGCUGAAGAGCCCAACUUUCUCAUCACCGCAGAGAGCUACAAGUCCUCCUUCGACGUGCCACCUGCGCAAGCACAAGACGAACCGCAAGCCGCGCACUCCGUUCACCACGGCGCAGCUGCUCGCUCUGGAGCGGAAGUUCCGGCAGAAGCAGUACCUGUCUAUCGCCGAGCGCGCCGAGUUCUCCAGCUCCCUGAGCCUGACCGAGACCCAGGUGAAGAUCUGGUUCCAGAACCGACGCGCCAAGGCCAAGCGGCUGCACGAAGCCGAGCUAGAGAAACUCAAGCUGGCCGCGAAACCCGCCGCGCUGCCCGCCGCCCUGGCCCUGCCAUUCUCCCUCGCCGCACACGGGCCCCCGGUCGUAUACGGUGCCGCCGCAGCAGCAGCUGCAGCCGCCGCCGCGUCCGGGCUCCCGCGCCCGAGCCUCGCCAUGCCCGCGCUCUUCGGCUCGCCUUAUGGAAUGUAUUACUUAUCCUAAUAUCACGCAGAAAAGAACCGCGUCUCCGCACGAUGAUGUGCGCAUCUGCAGUAACUUUCCACAAAACAAAUGACUCCCAAUACCUCUCUUUUUUUGCUGCAUCCAUUUAUAUUUUUUACAUCUGGAGCUCUGGAGAUGUUUUGUUUUGUAAAAAGCCAUCUCCUCAAUUACUGACUUGUAGCCUUAAAAAACAUAAGAAUGCCAGAUCUGUCUGACAAAAUGCAAAGUUUAUGUGUGAUGUUUAUUCUAUGCUCUUGUGGAGCAGGUUCGUCUGGAUUCAUUCAUACGCAACAACAAAAAAAAAAGAAAGAAAAGAAAAAUCUCUGCGGGUUUGUCCGUCAUGUGAUGAGAAGUACUUACUGGCCUAAUCUUAAAAAAAAGUGCCUUGAAAGACCAAAUAUUUAUUAGUCAAUAAAGAGUAUUCAUUUUAACGUUUAAA
Molecule: messenger RNA, 1743 nt
Organism: Silurus meridionalis
Lineage: Eukaryota; Metazoa; Chordata; Actinopteri; Siluriformes; Siluridae
Gene: msx1b
Product: muscle segment homeobox 1b
Exons: 2
Coding region: 492-1304 (270 amino acids)
Biological process (GO): regulation of transcription by RNA polymerase II; embryonic morphogenesis
Cellular component (GO): nucleus
Molecular function (GO): DNA-binding transcription factor activity, RNA polymerase II-specific; RNA polymerase II transcription regulatory region sequence-specific DNA binding
Source: RefSeq, a predicted model, not a curated record